Messenger RNA from Arabidopsis thaliana (thale cress), 1329 nucleotides. It is a transcript of the gene ARFB1B, whose product is annotated as ADP-ribosylation factor B1B. Gene Ontology annotation, molecular function: GTP binding; GTPase activity. Gene Ontology annotation, biological process: vesicle-mediated transport. The record is from RefSeq and is marked reviewed. Gene Ontology annotation, cellular component: Golgi apparatus. Bases 316 to 894 code for a protein of 192 amino acids. The transcript is spliced from 6 exons. NCBI's taxonomy places the organism in Eukaryota, Viridiplantae, Streptophyta, Magnoliopsida, Brassicales, Brassicaceae.
AUUCACUAUUUUGCGAUAGUAUUAUUAAAUUUAUAUAUUUGAGAAAAUGAGAGAAUGGUGGAAGUAAAAUAAUUUGAAAGGAAUAUGAAUAUUCCGUUGAAGAAGACUUGCUCCUGAAAUCCUUUGGACCGAAACUCGUAAAAUUAUUUCCCUUCAAUUUCUCUGAAAUCUAUUCACCGUCUCCUUUGUCUCCUCCUCCAAAUCGAUCGUUCCUCGUCGUCGUCUGAUUUUCUCUACGAUUGCUUUUUCUGUCUAGCUCGAUAAGAUAAAACAAAACUAAUUUUUGAAGAGUUUUUUUUUUUGGGUUUGGGAGCGAUGGGUCAAGCUUUUCGUAAGCUAUUCGAUACUUUCUUCGGCAAUCAAGAAAUGAGGGUCGUUAUGCUGGGGCUGGAUGCUGCUGGAAAAACAACUAUUCUCUACAAGCUUCAUAUUGGAGAAGUUUUGUCUACUGUUCCCACCAUUGGAUUCAAUGUUGAGAAAGUUCAGUACAAGAAUGUGAUGUUCACAGUUUGGGAUGUUGGUGGCCAAGAGAAACUGAGACCUCUUUGGAGGCAUUACUUCAAUAAUACUGAUGGACUUAUAUACGUGGUGGAUUCCUUAGAUCGAGAGAGGAUCGGGAAAGCAAAGCAAGAAUUUCAGGAGAUCAUAAAAGACCCAUUCAUGCUAAACAGUAUCAUUCUGGUGUUUGCAAACAAACAGGACAUGAGAGGAGCCAUGUCACCGAGAGAAGUAUGUGAAGGGUUAGGCUUAUUUGAUCUCAAGAACAGGAAAUGGCACAUACAAGGUACUUGUGCUCUUCGUGGAGACGGGCUUUAUGAAGGCUUGGACUGGUUAUCAUCUACUCUUAAGGAUGUUAAAGCCGCUGGAUUCACAUCGGUUGGCCACUCGUUUUAAAUCUUCCAGGUAAUAUAAAGACCUGAAAACACCAGCGAGCUAUAACCAGUAGUUCAGUACAAUUACUCUCAGUCUCGUGAUCAGGAUCUUGUAAAACGUCAUUUCUCCUUGCAGGUAUACUUUGAUAUCAAUGGCCAGUGUCUUCUUCUUGGCUUUAUCACGAAAUCAGAAUCUCUGAAGACUUUUUUUGUUAAGGAAAGAAUGAUCUUCUCAUUGUGGCAAUAUUAGACUCCAUUAGACUAUUUUUGAAUUUUGAUCAUGCUGCCAUGAAAGCUUCUUUGUAUAUUCUGCUGAUGAAGAGUUGUAUCAUCUGAAAAACCUUCUCUUUGGGGUCAUCUUUGUCCGAUUAAGACUUUGGUAGAUGUAUAUACAUUCCUUCGAAAUCAUGAUAUAUUUUUUUAUAACAAUUAUAAGUUUUCCCUUCUUCUUUUUCUC